UUAUUCGCAUUUGCAAUGUAGAGUUAUUCUAAGACGGUCGCGUUAUUACUUCGAAUAAUAAAAUGAAUCAUUCAAAUACAUAUCAGUUAUUAUUAGUAAAGAUUUGUUUCGCAUCAAUUAUUUUUUCUAACCUAUUACAAGUGAAGGCAUACAAAAAUUUUAGACCGUACAAGAGAAGACAUGGUAACGGAACUUUGACUCCAAUCGAUAUCCGUACAAAAAAUUUGUUCAAAAUACUAGACGAUUUGCCACAAAAUGAACUUUUUCAUACAACAUCAUGCGAUGUUAUGGAACAAGAAUUGCCAGAUUUCAGAACACCAGAUCGACGCGUCAGUGAAGUUAAAUGUCUUGAACAUCUAUGGAGAAUGCGAUUUUACGAUCAACUGCUAUUAAAAAAAAUAAGAUGUAAAUCUGGAGUGGAAAAUGCAUACGUCAGUUUCUCGAUUUACAGGGGUAAAGACGUGUCAACUGGAAAAUUUGCUCAUACGGGAGCUAUCGGCUGGCAGUCAGUCAGGCAGGCCUGGAUAUUUUUGUGUGGUGCUGUGAUGAUAAGCGAGAGGUACUUUUUGACUGCCGCGCACUGCUCGACCUCACAUGACACUAGAGUUGCCGACCCCUCGCCAAAAAUAUUAAGACUCGGAGACAAAUAUAUUUUGGACUCGAAUGUAUACGGGAAAAAACCAACAGAUGUAUAUAUAAAGAAAAUCAUUGUACCAGAUAAUUACCAACCACCAUCUAAAUAUUAUGACAUAGCAUUAAUAGAGUUAGAAGACAUAAUUCCAUUCAAAGUAUUCACUAAUCCGUCUUGUGUUUGGCCGUACGAAGACGAAUUAUUUGGUAAAGGCUAUGAAUCUGGAUGGGGUAUCGUGGAAUCAGAUUCGAUUCAUCAACCAGAAUAUGAAAUAAACGACGUCGAAGUAAUAAAUACGAAUGGAUGCAAUGAGAAAUUAAACGAAAUAUUACACGAUUCAAUACAACUACCUCAUCAAAUUUGUGCAAAUUAUUCGAACGCCAAUGAUACGUGCAAGGGAGACUCGGGAAGUCCUCUAAUGAUGCCUAUAAUUAAUCCUUAUUAUUCAGACUAUACUAUUCACUACAUAGUGGGCAUACAGUCUACGAGUUGUUACACGCCUGACCACCCCAAUAUCUAUACAAAAGUGUCGAGCUUUGUCAGUUGGAUAGAAGAUAUUGUGUGGCCCGAAGACAAUUAUGUAAAGGAAAUUUUAUCUGAAAAAAAUUUCGCAAAAAUAUACGAAGGAUUAUAGAUUAUAACACUUA
Messenger RNA from Papilio xuthus (Asian swallowtail), 1278 nucleotides. Lineage: Eukaryota; Metazoa; Arthropoda; Insecta; Lepidoptera; Papilionidae. The record is from RefSeq and is a predicted model, not a curated record.